AUGAGUCCCUCACUGUCAGACACCUCCAUCCUCAGUUUUCCAUUCUUGGCGACCCGCUAUUUACAUCCUCGGUAUCGCCAAGAACCAAGCUGGAGUUAUCGACAAGCGGUCACAAACACCUUCCUCAAAAUCGGACUCUGGAAAUUCUCUACGUCCCAAUUCAGGCCGACCCUGUCCCUGAAGCCCGGCCUAGAACGCGACCGGUUCGUGCUGGUCGAUCCCGCCAGACCGGAACUCUACACCGGCGUCGCCGUCGACAAGGAGGUCAAGCCUGAGACGAUCGGCGGAACCUGGUAUCCCAAGCGCUUUUCCUCCGACACCAUCAUCCCCGAGGACCAGCAUGUUGUCCUCCACUUCCACGGCGGGUCCUACAUACUCGGCGACGGUCGCACCGCAUCCAGCAACUUCCUGGCAAAGACAUUCCUGAACAACACGUCUGCGCUCUACAUCUUUUGCCCCCAGUACAGACUAGCCGGUUCCCCGACGGGCCGAUUUCCAGCACAGCUUCAAGAUGCCAUCGCUUCCUACUCGUACCUCGUCCACAUGCUCCGGAUCCCGGCAUCACAGGUUGUUCUAAGCGGCGAUAGCUCAGGGGCGCACCUUGUAUUGGGGCUUCUACGAUACAUUUUCCAGUUGGAAAAUCCAUUACUUCUCCCUCCGCCGAUCUGCAGCUGGGCAUUUUCACCCUGGUGCGAUGUGCCUGCGGCUCUCGAUAAAGAAUCCUGGCACCGAGACCCGAAUUACAAGACCGACUACAUUCCCUCCGAGUUUCCUGCUUGGGGCGCGAAGAAUUAUCUCAAGAACCUGGAGAUUACCCGUCCCAUCGAUGAACAAGUUGCUCCGAUCCGACAUCCAUUCCCGUUGCCGUCGCCGGUUCUCAUUGUUACUGGUGGCAAGGAAAUUCUGUUCCAGCAGCACUUGCAGCUUGCACAAUCGUUUUUAAAACUGCCGGAGAAUCGGGAUUCUGUCGAGCUCUACUCGGAAGAAAGGGUUCCUCAUGAUAUUUUGGUCAUUGGCUGGAUGAUGAAUUUCCGCCACGAGGCGCGGAAAAGUGCCAGGAGAGCUGGCGAUUUCCUUCUUCAUACGCAGAAAAAAUAG
Messenger RNA from Penicillium argentinense, 1098 nucleotides. Its product is annotated as alpha/beta hydrolase. The transcript has a single exon. The record is from RefSeq and is a predicted model, not a curated record. Bases 1 to 1098 code for a protein of 365 amino acids. NCBI's taxonomy places the organism in Eukaryota, Fungi, Ascomycota, Eurotiomycetes, Eurotiales, Aspergillaceae. Gene Ontology annotation, molecular function: hydrolase activity.